Molecule: messenger RNA, 834 nt
Organism: Scleropages formosus (Asian bonytongue)
Lineage: Eukaryota; Metazoa; Chordata; Actinopteri; Osteoglossiformes; Osteoglossidae
Exons: 5
Coding region: 7-834 (275 amino acids)
Cellular component (GO): membrane
Source: RefSeq, a predicted model, not a curated record
ACCAGGAUGGAAGGAAAACUCUUAAUAUACAGUCAUAUCCUCUUUAUUCUCAUGGAUUUGACAUCUGGUGUGACCUACAGCAGACUGAAUGGAGACGUCACACUCACACCAGCCAUCAGGGACACUUGCGAAGAGAUCCUCUGGAAACACAACAACGACAAAGUCAUCGAGUUGGUCAGAGGUCAAGGAAUCAGGGAGUUCGGUAAAUUGAGAGGGAGGACGACGCUGAACCAGGAGACAGGAGAACUCAGAGUGAGGAACCUGGAGAAGAGACACUCUGGACGGUACACAGCCGAGGUGCUGGUGGAAAAGAGGCUCCAGUACUUCACGUUUAAUGUGAUGGUCAUUGGCGAGUGUGCGGCCACACUGUUACGCUACGCUGUGACCCGACCAACAGUGCAGUGUGAGCAGAGGGAUUCUGUAGGGAUUCUACGCUGUCACAGCGAAGGAGAGAUGGGAAAGUAUCGGUGGGAGGGGCCUAAUGAUUUAUUAAGGAACUGGACCGAUCAGCCAAUAGAACUACAGGUCAGCAGCUCUGACUCCGCAUACACCUGUGUGGUGAAGAACCCUGUGAGUGAGGAGAGCAGUGAGGCCUUUCCUGCUGAACGCUGCUUUAAAGAACGUUCUGCUGUCGGUGCUCUUAUUGCUGUCGUCACUGUUACUGCUGCUGUUGGUUUGAUCGCUGGGGCUUACUGUGUUUACCGCAGAAGAGCAACAGCUUUUGCUGACCAGGAGGAAGGGAGGAAGCUACCGGAGCGCAUGGGGCCUCUGUGCCAGCGGGGGUGGAAACGUAUUUGGGAACCAGGUCAGAAACGUGAAUACAUUCACAGCUGA